Psylliodes chrysocephalus is the source of this 753-nucleotide messenger RNA. Lineage: Eukaryota; Metazoa; Arthropoda; Insecta; Coleoptera; Chrysomelidae. The record is from the annotation of a GenBank genome assembly.
UUGGUAGGUUCCCACGACUCCGUCUCCAGCUACUCCACUGUCCAACACCACGCUCCAGCCGUCCAUGCAUAUGCAGCUCACUCUCCAGCCGUCCACACAUACGCAGCUCAAGCUCCCGUUGUCCACGCCUACUCCGCACCGGUAGCCCACGCUUACGCUGCUCCAGUAGCCCAUGCCGUACCCGUAACCAAGACCGUCAUUGCCGAAGCUGAAGCACCAGCCCACUACGAUUUUGGCUACGCCGUAAGCGACCCUCACACCGGUGAUUCCAAAAGCCAACAUGAAUCAAGACGUGGGGAUGUUGUACAAGGAAGCUACUCCCUGUUGGAAUCCGAUGGAACCAAACGUACCGUAGACUACAGCGCUGAUGCCCACAACGGUUUCAACGCCGUCGUACACAAAGAACCUGCUCAUGUAGCCGUCCAUUCUAUAGCCCCCGUUGUCGCUAAAGUCGCCGCUCCAGUAGCUUACGCUUCCGCCCCUGUAGCUCACGCCUACUCCGCCCCAGUAGCUCAUGCUUACACUGCUUCAGUAGCUCAUGGUUAUGCUGCUGGUCCCGUAGCUCACGCCUACAGCUCUCCUGUAGCUCACGGUUACGCUGUUGCACCUGUAGCUCAUGCCUACAGCACUCAAGUAGCUCAUGAAUACGCAGGUCACGGAUACGCAGCUCAAGCUCCAGUUCUUUCUCAUGGAUAUGCCGGUCAUGGUUAUGCCACCCAUGGUCCAGUUGUCAACGCACACAAUGUCUGGUAA